AUGACCUGCAGGGAGAAGGGUGACACAGGUGCCAAGAAGAAGAAAAAGAAACAGAAGAAAAAGAACAAGGACAAGGCUGGAGGAAAAGAUGCCGUACAGGAUCCGCUGGCCAAAGUAAACUCUCUCCCUGCGGAUAAGUUACAGGAGAUCCAGAAGGCCAUUGAGCUGUUCUCAGUGGGACAAGGUCCAGCUAAAACCAUGGAGGAGGCCACACGUCGCAGUUAUCAGUUCUGGGACACUCAGCCUGUUCCAAAACUUGGAGAGACUGUGACAUCACAUGGCUGCAUUGAGCCGGAUAAAGAUAACAUACGAGAGGAGCCGUACAGCCUCCCACAGGGCUUCAGCUGGGACGCUCUCGAUUUGGGAAAUCCUGGAGUGCUGAAAGAGCUGUACACUCUCCUGAACGAGAACUACGUGGAGGAUGAUGACAACAUGUUUCGUUUUGAUUACUCUCCUGAAUUUCUGCUCUGGGCUCUGCGUCCUCCAGGCUGGUUGCCUCAGUGGCAUUGUGGAGUGAGAGUGAACUCUAAUCAGAAGCUAGUUGGUUUCAUCAGUGCCAUUCCAGCCAACAUCCGCAUCUAUGACAUAGAGAAGAAGAUGGUGGAGAUUAACUUUCUGUGUGUGCAUAAGAAACUUCGCUCGAAACGAGUGGCUCCGGUACUCAUCAGGGAGAUCACGAGACGGGUCAACCUGGAGGGCAUCUUUCAGGCUGUGUACACCGCAGGUGUGGUGCUGCCCAAACCAGUGGGCACCUGCAGAUACUGGCACCGGUCCUUGAACCCACGAAAGCUGAUUGAGGUGAAGUUCUCUCACCUGAGUCGGAACAUGACUAUGCAACGCACAAUGAAGCUCUACCGACUGCCAGAGGCUCCAAAGACUCCUGGCCUGAGGCCGAUGACUGUAAAGGAUGUCCCAGCGGUUCACCGCCUGCUGAAUGAGUACCUGAAUCAGUUCAACCUGGUUCCUGUCAUGAGCCCUGAGGAGGUCAAACACUGGCUGCUUCCUCAGGAGAACAUCAUUGACACCUAUAUAGUGCAGAAUUCAGAUGGGAAGGUGACUGACAUCCUGAGUUUCUACACUCUGCCAUCCACCAUUAUGAACCAUCCUGUGCAUCGCAGUCUGAAGGCAGCGUACUCUUUCUAUAACGUACACACCACCACCCCCCUCCUGGACCUGAUGGGAGACGCUCUCAUCCUCGCCAAGUCGAAAGGAUUUGAUGUCUUUAAUGCACUGGACCUAAUGGAGAACAAGACGUUUUUGGAGAAGCUCAAGUUUGGCAUUGGGGAUGGAAACCUGCAGUAUUACCUCUACAAUUGGAAAUGUCCCAGCAUGGGCUCAGAAAAGUGUUGUAAAGAGUGA
Messenger RNA from Megalobrama amblycephala (Wuchang bream), 1359 nucleotides. RefSeq names its product N-myristoyltransferase 1a (gene nmt1a). Gene Ontology annotation, molecular function: glycylpeptide N-tetradecanoyltransferase activity. NCBI's taxonomy places the organism in Eukaryota, Metazoa, Chordata, Actinopteri, Cypriniformes, Xenocyprididae. Bases 1 to 1359 code for a protein of 452 amino acids. Gene Ontology annotation, biological process: N-terminal peptidyl-glycine N-myristoylation. Gene Ontology annotation, cellular component: cytoplasm. The transcript is spliced from 11 exons. The record is from RefSeq and is a predicted model, not a curated record.